Messenger RNA from Octodon degus (degu), 2928 nucleotides. It is a transcript of the gene Slc25a23, whose product is annotated as solute carrier family 25 member 23. Gene Ontology annotation, biological process: transmembrane transport. Lineage: Eukaryota; Metazoa; Chordata; Mammalia; Rodentia; Octodontidae. The record is from RefSeq and is a predicted model, not a curated record. Bases 177 to 1946 code for a protein of 589 amino acids. Gene Ontology annotation, molecular function: ATP transmembrane transporter activity; calcium ion binding. The transcript is spliced from 11 exons. Gene Ontology annotation, cellular component: mitochondrial inner membrane.
GCACUCAUCCCUCCCAGCCAGUGCCUGAGCCAGGCGGUGCUGUGCAGAAGCACCGGUUCGCUUGGCCUAAGAGCUGGCCCUACGGGCCCCCGGGGGGGAGGGGGAGCCCCGAAGCCCCCGCUGAGGCUGCCGCUGCUGGGCCUCCCCCUCCCCCCCACCCUCUCGGGGCAGGCACCAUGCCGGGGGCUCCGAAUGACGCGGAGCGGCGACAGCGCUGGGGUCGGCUUUUCGAGGAGCUGGACCGAAACAAGGAUGGCCGCGUGGACGUGCACGAGUUGCGCCAGGGACUGGCAAGGAUGCGUGGAGGCGACCCAGAUCGCGGCACCCAACAGGACCUCUCCUCCAAGGAGGGAGAAGCCGAUGCAAGUGGCGGCCUCAACCUGGAGGAAUUCUCACGCUACCUGCAGGAGCGAGAACAGCGCUUGCUGCUCAUGUUCCACAGCCUUGACCGCAACCAGGAUGGUCAUAUCGAUGUCUCUGAGAUCCAGCAGAGCUUCCGAGCUCUCGGUAUUUCCAUCUCGCUGGAGCAGGUGGAGAAGAUUCUACACAGCAUGGACCGUGACGGCACAAUGACCAUCGACUGGCAGGAAUGGCGUGACCAUUUCCUGCUGCACUCACUGGAGAACGUGGAGGAUGUGCUGUACUUCUGGAAGCAUUCCACAGUCCUGGACAUCGGUGAAUGCCUGACAGUGCCAGAUGAGUUCUCGAAGCAGGAGAAGCUGACGGGUAUGUGGUGGAAGCAGCUGGUGGCUGGUGCGGUGGCAGGCGCCGUGUCCCGCACAGGCACAGCUCCUCUGGACCGCCUCAAGGUCUUCAUGCAGGUCCACGCCUCAAAGGCCAACCGGCUCAACAUCCUAGGGGGCCUCCGGAGCAUGGUCCAGGAGGGGGGCGUCCUCUCCCUAUGGCGGGGCAACGGCAUCAAUGUGCUCAAGAUUGCGCCAGAGUCAGCCAUCAAGUUCAUGGCCUAUGAGCAGAUCAAACGGGCCAUCCGGGGACAGCAGGACACACUGCACGUGCAGGAGCGCUUUGUGGCUGGCUCCUUGGCCGGUGCCACGGCCCAAACCAUCAUUUACCCCAUGGAGGUGCUGAAGACGCGGCUGACCCUGCGGCGGACCGGCCAGUACGCGGGGCUGCUGGACUGCGCGCGCCGGAUCCUGGAGCGGGAGGGGCUCCGCGCCUUCUACCGCGGCUACCUGCCCAACGUGCUGGGCAUCAUCCCCUAUGCCGGCAUCGACCUGGCCGUCUACGAGACCCUCAAGAACCGGUGGCUCCAGCAGUACAGCCAGGAAUCGGCCAACCCGGGGAUCCCCGUGCUCCUGGCCUGCGGCACCAUCUCCAGCACCUGCGGCCAGAUCGCCAGCUACCCCCUGGCUCUGGUCCGGACCCGAAUGCAGGCUCAAGCCUCCAUCCAGGGCGCCCCGCAGCUCUCCAUGAUGGGUCUGCUGCGGCACAUCCUGUCCCACGAGGGCGUGUGGGGCCUCUACCGGGGCAUCGCCCCCAACUUCAUGAAGGUCAUUCCAGCUGUGAGCAUCUCCUAUGUGGUCUACGAGAACAUGAAGCAAGCCCUGGGGGUCACGUCCAGGUGGAUCCCACAGCUCCCUGUACCGCCCCCUGGAUCCUGGACCCCCGUCUUGGCACUGGAUCCCCGACCACUGGAGCACACGUCCUCCGUACCUCAUCACUCGGCCCCCAGAUCCCUCAGGCACCAGAUCCAGACCCCUUGUACAGCACUGGGGCCUCGAUCCCUACCCCCUGGCAAGUCGCAGAUGGCCGCGCCUCAAGCCCUGAAUCUCCAGGCUCAGCCACUGGAUUCUGGAUGCCACCAAACCUCAGCUACAGGAUCUGACAAUGCAGUGCCUAGAUCCUGGGGCCCCCACUGGAUCCCAGAUCCCCCUGCACCCGACCACUGGAUUCCUGAAUUCCAUUACCUUGACCCUAGGUCCUAAGACCUUCUGCUUUGACUGUGCAGUCCUACAUUUCCAGCACCCCACCCUCAGCUCCCAACUGACCAUUGACACCCAAGUUCCCAAUCCCCAAUACCACAGCCAGCUGAAGCUGCUGGAAUCCAGAGUCCAGACUCUACAUUCCUUCGCCCCAGGCACUGGCUACUGAGGUCUUACCCAUGGGGACACAUGCUAACCCUCCUGGGCACUGGGUCCCAAGCCCUUAACCCCUGCAUCCCAGAUCACACGCACGCACGCCAUCCUAGACACAGGCCUGCUCCCUGAAGGGUCACACGAUCAAGGCAGCCCCCGGGAUGCCCAGCCCCUGCUCCAGAAAACUCAGGCGAUCAGAGCUUUGGAAGGAAGGGUGAGACGUGGCUCCCAGAUGCCAGACCCCUACGCACCCCUCCACAAGCCCCCCCCCACAUUUGUCCUACUUUCCCUCCCUGUACAUAGUGUACCCUUAUGCCCCCCCCCCCCAGCCUCGGCUCUGGCAAACAGGCAGCCUGAGACGGUGUCGCAAUACGGGUUCCUCCCCCCCCCCUCAACACACUGCCAGCCCCUCCCCUCCGGGACUUCAAAGAUGAAUGAGCCGGGAGCAGAUCCGCAUAUCUAAGCCCCUGCAUCCCAGGAUGCAGAAACAAUCGAACAAAAAGCCGAACCCCCAAACUCACCUGUGGUCUAUUUUUCUACCAGAGAGAGGUGCAAAGAGCCCCCUUGCACCAGCCUGACCCCCCCAGCCCUCCCACCCCACACCUCUGCACUUUAGAAUUGUUCUGAGCUUAGAACUGGGCCCCCUUUUUCCUCCCAGUCCUUAGGGGACCCCAGGAAGGGACUGUGAAAGAGGGACUGGGAUGUCAGGGGGCUGGAGGACCCGUAAGGCUUCCACCUCCUUUACCUCCACCUCACCCCAUGCCCGGUCUGUGUGUGUUACUUAAAAGGAAACAAGAAAGAAAAACAGAAAGAAUAAAUUUUCUAAGCUCUU